ACUGUUAAAGGUUGCCAACCCCCGUCCUAUAUGCAAAAACCUGCUGCAAAUCUCCCAAAUUUGACCUUGCAGGCUGGGGUCAAACAUGAGCAGAUUCCACAAUCAUGCAAGAUAAAAUGUCAGAUAACAUAGUUUGCAUAAGUAAUAGGAAAACAAACGGAAAUAUGUGAACUAUUCUGCAGGUUUCAAAUGAUACGUUUAAACUUUGAGUGACCGGAAUCACAAUGUUACAAAUCAGAAAGCUUUGGAGAGAUAAUGUGUUGGCCAAACAUCUUUAAUCUUAAUUUAACAAGUCACAAAGAUUGCAGAUGAAGCCAUGAAGCCUAAUUAUUUAUACAGUUUGUUUUACACAAAAAAGUUGAGACGUUUUUAUUGAUUUUUUUAAACAAGCAAAAAAAUAAUUAGAAUAUAUAUAAAGACUAUAAUUUUACCAUGCAAUUAAGUUUAAUAGAUUUUAACAUGUUUUUUAUUUUCAUAAUAGAGUGCAAUACCCACAACCUACCACUAGGUGUCAGCAAAGCUUUGUUUCCUGUAUUUUUAUUAUUUAUGUAUUUAUUUAUUUGUGUAUGUGUGUGUGUUAAAAAAAAUAAUGCAUGCAAAUUAAAUGUAAAAUAUAAUAUUUAUCAUUAUAUUUGACCUUUUCCUAAUACUUGAAAAUAUUUGUGUUUUAAAUGUAGACAUGAUUUUACCAUUAAGGCGCAAAAAUGUGGUAAUAUAAUAUUGUAUGAAUAUGAUGCAUGAAUAUGGACGCUAAUGUGCCCAAACCAGCGACAUUUCCCCACUCGGAGAUGAUUAUCAAACCGUCGCAGAGUGGCAGCUGCCGUUGUUUUGGCUGGAGGUGGGAGGAGCUUUCGCCGGAUCAAAACAGCAGAUCUAUAAACGCUCUGGACUGGCUCUGACCGACGCAACGCACAUGCGCGGUGGUUUGUAGAUCUGCUAUGCGUCUCGGUUAACCCUCCGAGAGAUUUUUCUGCACGCUCGACCCCACAGCUAGCGUGUCCUCUACAUGGACUUCGCGUUUAAAGCUCCUCCACCAGCGUGGUGUCCACAUGGAACGCGUCGUCUCCUAACUACGGGCUCGGUCUUCCUGUCGGGGCUUCCGCAUGGCCGGAGCCUGCUGCAAGUGCCCGGUGACUCUGUCCGUGUUCAAGCGCUCUCUCUCGGUGGGGCCGCGGGGCUGCGGGUCCCCUCCCCGGCCCCUCCUGCAGGUCCGGAGGCUUCGUGAGCGGGGCCUGCAGGAGGCCGCCCGCCCCUGCAGCGCCCUCAGACCCGCGGGCUUUCACCGACAAACGGCCCUCUUGUGUCUGCCCUGCCAGGACUCCAUGAGCCAGACUCUGCGGACCUGCUACGUGUAUCUGAACCAGACCAGCCGGAGCUUCGCGGCUGUGAUCCAGGCGCUGGACGGGGAGUUGAGACAUGCGGUUUGCAUCUUCUACCUGGUGCUGCGAGCGCUGGACACUGUGGAGGAUGACAUGACCAUCCCCCUGGACAAGAAGGUGCCCAUGCUGACUCAUUUUCACACCUACCUGUACCAGGAGGAUUGGUGUUUCACUGAGAGUCAGGAGAAGGAUCGACAGGUUCUUGAAGACUUCCCCACGAUAUCACUGGAAUUCCGAAACCUCGCUCAGGAAUACAGAGAGGUCAUCUCGGAUAUAUGUCACCGCAUGGGAGUCGGGAUGGCCGAGUUUCUGGAGAAGAAGGUUGGAUCCAUGAAGGAGUGGGACCAGUACUGCCACUACGUCGCCGGUCUCGUCGGCAUCGGUUUGUCUCGGCUCUUCUCCGCCUCCCAGCUGGAGGAUCCAGAAGUGGGGCAGGACACUGAGCUGGCCAACUCUAUGGGCCUGUUCCUCCAGAAGACCAACAUCAUCAGAGACUAUCUUGAAGACACAACAGAGGGUCGGGCCUUCUGGCCCCAGGAGGCGUGGAGUCAGUUUGCAGGCCGUCUGGAGGACCUGGCUCAGCCGGAGAAGCUGGAGUCGGCGCUGUCCUGUCUCAACCUUCUGGUCACCGACGCUCUGCGGCACGUUCCCGACGUUAUCGCCUACCUGUCCCGCCUGCACAACCAGAGUGUCUUUAACUUCUGUGCCAUUCCACAGGUGAUGGCAAUAGCCACUCUUUCCUCGUGCUACAACAACCCCAUGGUGUUUCAGGGAGUGGUGAAGAUCAGAAAGGGUCAGGCCGUCACCCUCAUGAUGGAAGCCACCAACAUGCGAGCGGUGCAGACCAUCAUCUUUCAGUAUAGCCAGGAGAUCCUGCAGAAGGUUUCCCUCACUGACCCAUCCAGAGACAAGACUCUGCACAUUCUAGCUGUCAUCCAGGGAAAGUCCACCAUGUCCCAGUCCAGGAGCCACCACCUGUCUCCCAUGUACCUGUCUGCUGCCAUGCUGCUGGCUGUGCUCAGCUGGCAGUACAUCAGCACUGCUGCCGCCCAGGCGCAGGGCACGGGAGACGUGUAGGGGGCAGUUCCCCACUCGUCCUCGCAGAGGUUCACAGACUGAAGAGCAGACCUCUGCUGACUCAUGGAAAUGCACUAAAUUUAAGGAUUCACUAUGGCUGUGAACAAACUGGACACUUUGAUCCGUAGUGGGGUGUAAUAAUCCGGUCACACAUGGCUUGUAGAUCAUGAACAAACUUCACUCAGCUUUAGGUUUCUCUAAUCUUCUCUGAUCAGAAAUCAGCAAAUCUAACCAUCUUUUUACUGAGAUGUUUUUCAACACUUUUUGCAAUCCACUCGAUCUCCGUAGACCACAUGAGAGUAAACUGUGCAAUAAACUAGUUUUUAUCAAGAUAAAGAGGAAAACAGAGCGAUGAACUUAAGUUAAAACCUGUUAGCUAAGUGUCCUUAAGUCGGCUUUUGUGAGUAGUUGAGCGUAAAUGUGUACAGAGCCAAAGGAAAGCUGCAAACAUUGCUAUGUAAUAUUUUAAUUUGUACAUAUUUGAAAUAAUAAAUAAAUAAAAGUGAUUGUUUUAAA
Messenger RNA from Oryzias melastigma (Indian medaka), 2972 nucleotides. RefSeq names its product farnesyl-diphosphate farnesyltransferase 1 (gene fdft1). The record is from RefSeq and is a predicted model, not a curated record. Gene Ontology annotation, cellular component: endoplasmic reticulum membrane. The coding region runs from base 1104 to 2456 and encodes 450 amino acids. Lineage: Eukaryota; Metazoa; Chordata; Actinopteri; Beloniformes; Adrianichthyidae. Gene Ontology annotation, molecular function: squalene synthase [NAD(P)H] activity. Gene Ontology annotation, biological process: cholesterol biosynthetic process; farnesyl diphosphate metabolic process. The transcript is spliced from 7 exons.